Molecule: messenger RNA, 1189 nt
Organism: Schistocerca gregaria
Lineage: Eukaryota; Metazoa; Arthropoda; Insecta; Orthoptera; Acrididae
Exons: 4
Coding region: 25-564 (179 amino acids)
Source: RefSeq, a predicted model, not a curated record
UGUCCCGUGUUGAGCAGCACACGGAUGUCGGCCACGAGUCAGUUUGCCGAAGUGCAGCUCGAAAGGAGCGAAACGGUGAGGCUGAAGAACGUCAAGACGGAACACUACGUGUGCGUGCGCUCCGUGGGCUCGAAACACAUUCUGGAGGCAAAGCCGCUGCACCUGCUUCAGGACGACGAGGUUACAUUCAAAUUUUAUUUCUAUAGAACAGCUGACAUUGAAGACACCCAGCUUGUUCUACCAAGACAUGAAGCUACCAAGAAAUAUAUAAGCUUGGACAAGAAAUACAGACUAAAUCUUAAAGAUGAUCCAUAUGAGACGCCCCGUUCUCCUGAGGAAUUGAAGGAAGCUGACAACAGGUUCUUCUACAUAAAAUUCCCUGAAGGGGACGCCACAAGGGUAUUGUUAGAGGGAAUGAAUGGUUUACGGAAGAGAAACUAUUUUUUGGCUGCUGGAGAAAAUUUAAAGAGUGUUGUUGUGAAAAUGCAUGAAGGGGACGUGUAUCCAGAAGACAUAAUGUUUUUCUAUGAAAAGUUCACUGAUAAUCAUAUUAACUCUGUUUAAUUGUGUAGAUACUGAAGAGGUUUAAAAUACCGUUUCAGUUGUGGGGCUCUUUCUAUUUAGAAUACGACCGGUUUCGGACUCUUAUAUGUCCAGUAGCAGGCGUUAUACUGAGAAUAAACAAGAGACCGGAGAUAAUAAUAGCUUUAACAAGCAGUAGUACACAUAAAAAAAAAGUAAAAAGGAAGUUCCAAGUAACAUUUUGGAAACCAGCGAUCGGGCUAGGUCCUGUAAAACAUAAGUGAAUGGUGAAGUGACACCAGAUAACACUAUGGACGACUGCUAGGGUAAAGAAAUAUACAAUGAACACCAGGACACUUAUACAUUCCGCUGCGAACCUGAGCGCCGCGGAAGACGAGUAGUGUGGGAAAAGGGUGGGGUGGGGGGGGGGGGGGGGGUGAACCAUAAUCACAAAAGUACUGCCAUCUGUUGACAGGAAGAAGAAUGCAGGGCCACUAGCCUGGCCGUUCACAAUUUGAAUUAGUGAUUCACAUUCAAAGGGACAAAAAAUCAUUACAUAGAAUGUUACAUGAACAGGUUAUGAGUGGUAAACUAACUUACUGAACUGGGCAGUGCAGAACUGUAGUAAAACUGACUAAAAGCUGGUGACAUAAAAUUUAUGUAUAAA